Molecule: messenger RNA, 891 nt
Organism: Homalodisca vitripennis (glassy-winged sharpshooter)
Lineage: Eukaryota; Metazoa; Arthropoda; Insecta; Hemiptera; Cicadellidae
Gene: Tim23
Product: mitochondrial import inner membrane translocase subunit Tim23
Exons: 5
Coding region: 121-720 (199 amino acids)
Biological process (GO): protein import into mitochondrial matrix
Cellular component (GO): TIM23 mitochondrial import inner membrane translocase complex; mitochondrial inner membrane
Molecular function (GO): transmembrane protein transporter activity
Source: RefSeq, a predicted model, not a curated record
UUCUCCAAAUUUUUUUCUUUCCUUGAUCUGUCUUACACAUUUUAGUAUGAUGUAUUAUUACCUCUAGCUUGAAUAGUACUAAUAUAAUUUAAACCUACUGUGUAACCAUUAAAUAAACCAAUGGAUCCUCCUUCAUAUCCGGAUAAAAAUGAAGAUUUCAAUUUUUCGGUGUCUCCUAAAACUCGUAUAUCAUCUCCAUACCUAAAUUUUGAUCCGGCCUAUCUACCCACUUCGCAGCCUGAGUACAUAUUACUAGAGGGAGCAAGCAAACAGCGUGGACGAUUUGAACUGGCUUUUUCUCAAAUAGGAGGUUCUUGUAUGAUUGGAGCAAUGGUUGGAGGAAGUGGUGGCUUCUACAAUGGACUAAAAAACACCUCACUGGCUGGCCAAACUGGAAAGUUACGACGGACUCAAGUACUGAAUCACGUGAUGAAGCAAGGUGCAGCUCGAGCUAAUACUUUGGGCUCAAUAGCUGUCAUGUACAGUGGAUUCGGUGUCAUUCUGGCCUGGCUGAGAGGUACCGAGGAUGAACUCAACACAGUAGCAGCUGCCACCACCACUGGCAUGCUGUUCAGAUCAACAGCUGGCCUAAGAGCCUCGGCGAUUGGAGGAGCAGUUGGUUUGGGUCUUGCCUCACUUUAUUGUCUUUGGACGUCUAGAGACAGAAUAUCAGCCUUCUCGCAGCGGAGUAACAGCUUUCCAUCAUUAAGAGAUAGAUGAGUUUAUAGAUGAGACUAUCGGUUGAUUCAAGUAGAACCACUGCCACGUUCCUGAAAAUCGGCCAAAUUUUUCUGUGAUUUUAGUAAUAUUUUUUUGGAAAAUGUAGUAAGACUGUAAGUAUAAUGAUGAGUAACUGUAGUGGGAAAUUAAAUAAAUUUAAAUCUGUUCAAA